Messenger RNA from Scylla paramamosain (green mud crab), 1938 nucleotides. RefSeq lists its product as uncharacterized. Bases 432 to 1055 code for a protein of 207 amino acids. The transcript has 5 exons. Lineage: Eukaryota; Metazoa; Arthropoda; Malacostraca; Decapoda; Portunidae. The record is from RefSeq and is a predicted model, not a curated record.
GAGAAAGAGAAAGAAAGAGAAGGACGGAGAGAGAGAGAGGCAGAGAGAUAGUCGCUUUUAGGUCACUGUGGCGUUCACGUCAGUUGCAGCUCUCUCUCUCUCUCUCUCUCUCCCUCUACUCCCCAUCAACGCCCUCCCAAAGAAGCCUAGUAUGUGAAUCAAACCUCCAUACUCAACACAGUGUAGCGGUGAAGUGAGAAAUUAUCAUACAGAGACCUGGAAGAGAGAGAGAUAGAGAGAAACUGAUGUGACGAGGGGGAAAAAAAAAGAAGGGAAGAAAAAAUGUUAAUGUUUUGGCAUUUACCUUGAAGUGUGUGGAAUCUGUGAGGUGAACACUGCCUUGGUUAAGUUACAGAGGCGAGAGAGAAAACACCACUUACAAAUACCACCAUCUACUGCAGAAGGAGAGACAAGAGGACCGAGUCGAGAGAAUGGAUGAGGACAGGUUAAGGAGACUUGCGGUGCUGGUGCUUCUGUGUGGCGUGUUUCUCGUCACCUCAUGGAUUGAAGACAUCACCUACACCAUGCAGGAGACGAGAACUGCUGCUGAAAAGAUGACCGGGAAGAAGGUAGCAAGAUCUGAAGGGACGGAAGGAGGGAAAGAGAGAAGAGGUGGGAGGAAGGGAGACUACGGUACCUCCAUGCACGAGGAAGGGGAGGAAAAGGAGGAGGAGGAGGAGGAGGGAGGAGAGGAAGAAGCCGAUUAUAUUAAGAAGUUUAAAGCGAAAUCACGUCUCUACGUUCGCACCUCGUCCUUCCAUCUGGACCUGUACUCUUGUCUACCUCGCUUCAUCUGUGAGCUCCACGCGCAGGCACCGGGCGCUGAUUUGACAGAUUUUGAAAAGGAUGUGCUUAGCUUGUUUAGGAACCACGUGGUGUUGGAAGGGCCAGGCUCCCCUGCCUACCCCUACCAGGUGGCAGCGCACAUGGGUCAGCUGUGGACAGGGGUGGAGCCUUCCCCCUGCCACUCCCUGUACCCCUCCUGUCCCCUGUCACGUGCCCUCCUUAUUGACCUGCUGAGAAAUAUUAAGACUUCACGCAGGCUGUUUUACUGAGAGAGAGAGAGAGAGAGAGAGUGUGUGUGUGUGUGUGUGUGUGUGGAAACUCAACAUUCCAAGGCAGUUUUUAUUUAAGUAAUAUUGGAAAAAAAAGAACAAUAAUAAUUACUUAAUGAUGAAGAAGUGAGACUAAAAUAAUAAUAGAUAAAUAAUAAUACUACUAAUAAUAAGUAAAUGAUAAUAGUAACAAUGAUUUAUGUGCCUUAUAAUCGUCUCUGGAAUAAUAAUAAAAUUAAUAAUAAUAAUAAUAAUAAUAAUAAUAAUAAUAAUAAUAAUAAUAAUCCAAUGCUCAAUAUUUGUUAACUGUAAACUUAAUAUUCUAUACUCAGGAGUUUUCUUUUUUUAUAUUUUCUAACGAGUGUUCAUGCUUCUGAAAACACAUAAUAUGGCUUGGCUCCCUAUAUACAAGUAAGUGAGUGUGUGAUAACAAUUCUUCCUGUACAUGCAAAGAAGUAUACAAUUUCUACUGCCAGGUAAUACAUACAGUCAUUCCGGUAUACGCUUAGCUCGUGUGCGUGUGUGUGUGUGUGUGUGUGUGUGUGAGAGGAUAUAUAUAUAUAUAUAUAUAUAUAUAUAUAUAUAUAUAUAUAUAUAUAUAUAUAUAUAUAUAUAUAUAUAUGAUGUUAAUAGGUUAUAAUAUACGUAAAAUACUCUUUUUAAUGUGUAUGGUGUUGAAAAGUGUGUGUGUGUGUGUGUGUGUGUGUGUGUGUGUGUGUGUGUGUGUGUCAGAAAGACAAUAACUGUCUGACAUAAUAUAUAUUUUUCUAUACAAGUAUUUUAAUGUUUCGUGUAACAUGAGAACAAAGAACAGUGAGAGAGAGAGAGAGAGAGAGAGAGAGAGAGAGAGAGAGAGAGAGAGAGAGAGAGAGAGAGAGAGAGA